UGAGUAAACAACAUUCACUUCCGGGUCGCGGAAAAGUGCAGCUUCCGGGAUAACUAAAUUUCUUCACAAAAGACUGCUUAUUUCUGGAUAUUUUGUGGUUAUUUCAGCAUGUAUCGCCAACCCGUGUUGAAAAACAGGCGUACACUUUUGGAGAGAGCCGAGAAGUUUAUCUCUGACGUGUAUUUCACAGACUGCAACCUGAGAGGACGACUUUAUGGAGACUCCUGCCCCCUGCAGUCCAUUGCCUCAUUCAUCUCCCCCAAGAGAAUUCCAUUUUCUGAGGCUUCCACGCAGAAGUUUGAACCGUACACAGUGGGAGACACCUUUGGGCCAACGUGGUGGACUUGCUGGUUUAAAGUGACACUGACAAUUCCUGAAUCGUGGAGGGGCAAAGAGGUCCAUCUUUUGUGGGAAAGUGAUGGGGAAGGAAUGGUCUGGAAAGAUGGACAUCCAGUACAGGGUUUGACUAAAGAAGGGGAAAAGACAAGCUAUAUCCUAUCGGACUGUCUUCAAAGUGAAGACCCUCAUAGUUUCACCUUAUACGUGGAGGUGGCUUGCAAUGGGCUGUUUGGAGCUGGACAGGGAUCCAUGAUUGCAACUCCAGACCCAAACAGGAGAUUUUCUAUUCACAAAGCUGAGCUGGUGAUUUUCAACAGGGAUGUCAGGGAGCUGUUGACAGAAUUUGAGAUGCUUGUUGACAUUGUUAAGGAACUUGGAGAAAGAGAGCAGCGAGGGUACCAGGCUCUUUUCACAGUCAAUGAGAUGGUGAAUCGCUGUGACCCCACAGAUCCCAGCUCUUUCUCUGAAGCACACAACCUGGCUUGCAAGUUCUUUAACCAGCGAAACGGAGAAAGCCAACACACUGUCCACGCAAUGGGUCACUGCCACAUAGACUCUGCCUGGCUGUGGCCCUAUGAAGAAACAAUUCGGAAGUGUGGCCGGAGCUGGGUGACGGUGAUCAGUCUAAUGGAAAAGAACCCAGAGUUCACCUUUACCUGCUCUCAGGCCCAGCAGUUCCAGUGGGUAAAGAGCUGGUACCCAGGACUUUUCUCCAGGAUUCAGUAUUUUGUGAAGAAAGGCCAGUUCAUUCCAGUUGGAGGAACAUGGGUAGAAAUGGAUGGCAAUCUGCCCUCGGGAGAGUCAAUGAUCCGACAGUUCCUGGAGGGCCAGCGCUUCUUUAACCAAGAGUUUGGGACUUAUUGCAAAGAGUUCUGGCUUCCAGAUACAUUUGGCUACUCUGCUCAGCUUCCUCAAAUUAUGCGAGGUUGUGGCAUUCCAAAUUUCUUGACUCAGAAACUCAGCUGGAAUCUGGUCAACACCUUUCCUCACAACACGUUUUUCUGGGAAGGUUUAGAUGGAUCCCAGGUUUUAACCCACUUCCCACCCGGAAACUCCUAUGAAAUGAAGGGCAAAAUUGAAGAUCUGGUAAAAACUGUGAAGAAUAACAAAGACAAAGGCCGAGCCAAUCACAGCGCAGCUUUGUUUGGGUUUGGAGACGGAGGCGGGGGGCCCAACCAGCUGAUGUUGGACAGGCUACGCCUUGUCCAGGAUACGGACGGGCUUCCAAGGGUCCAGAUGUCUAGUCCAGACCAGCUUUUCUCACAGCUUCAGGCUGACUCUUCUCUGCUGUGCACUUGGACCGGAGAACUCUUUUUGGAGUUGCACAAUGGCACCUACACCACACAGGCCCAGAUCAAACGAGAGAACCGCCAGUGUGAGGCGCUGCUUCGUGAUGUGGAGAUAGCUUCCAGCUUAGCCCUGUGCCGAAGCAAAACCUUUUCAUAUCCUCAGGAAAAACUGCAGCGGCUCUGGAGGUUGCUUCUUCUAAACCAGUUCCAUGAUGUGAUUCCCGGCAGCUGCACAGCCAUGGUUGUGGAGGAUGCUUUAAAGUACUAUGAAGACAUCCGAGCUGAUGCUUCUAUCCUUCUGCAUGAAGCGUGUGAGGCCUUGGGGUCAAAGGGCAGCACUGCUGGGCUCUUCAACUCCCUUCCAUGGGAACGUCAGGAAGUAAUCGAGAUAAAAGAUGGUCCCGGCGGACUUGAUCUGGUUCUUGUGGAAGUUCCCAGCAUUGGCAUUUCAACUAUCAAAGCCAUACAACCUGUGACGGCAGUCUCUGUCACCUGCCAGGCUGACGGCACUGUGGUUAUGGAGAAUGGAAUUUUAAGAACUGCCAUCAAUCAAGAUGGCACUUUGGCCUCACUGCAUUUAAUCAAUGCAAACCGGGAGGCCCUCUCCGAUGGUUGUCGCGGAAACCAGUUUGUCGUGUUUGAUGACGUCCCCCUGUACUGGGAUGCCUGGGAUGUAAUGGACUACCACCUUCAGACAAGGAAGCCGGUGGAGGAGGUCAUACAGCCGGUUCAUGUGGUGUCCUCUGGCGGUCUUCGGGCCAGCGUCAGCUUCACCCUCAGGAUCAGUGACAAAAGCACAAUCGUCCAGGAGAUUGUCAUGGAUGCCAUGAGUCCUUAUCUCAAGUUCAACACUAAAGUGGAAUGGGCGGAGUCUCACAAGUUUCUUAAGGUGGAAUUUCCUGUUAGAGUCCGUAGCCCCAAUGCUACCUAUGAGAUCCAGUUUGGGCAUCUGCAAAGACCAACACACUGGAACACUUCCUGGGACUGGGCCAGGUUUGAGGUUUGGGGUCACAAAUGGGCUGACCUCUCUGAGCACAACUUUGGAGUUUCCCUUUUAAAUGACAGCAAAUACGGUUACUCCAUCCACAAGAACACCAUGACUCUGUCCUUGAUAAGAGCACCAAAAGCUCCAGAUUCUACAGCUGACAUGGGUGCUCAUCAAUUCACUUAUGCCAUCAUGCCACACACAGGCUCAUUUCAGGACGCCUCGGUCAUCCAGGCUGCUUACAACCUUAACUUCCCUCUAAGGCGGAUGCAGUGCCAUCCUGACACCAAAGCAUGGAGCUCCUUCUCCGUUACCAAACCAGUCAUACUUGAAACCAUUAAACAGGCUGAGGACGCAAAAGGGACCCUUGUGGUGCGUCUCUAUGAAUCACACGGGAGCAGCCUGACUGCAACUCUGUGCACAACUCUUCCAGUCAAAGAAGCCUGGCACUGCGACCUCCUGGAGAGGCGGGACCCCGCCCGGCCGGCACACGUCACAUCGGAUGGAAUAAUGCUGAGCUUCAGACCGUUUCAGAUUGUUACACUUCUGCUCGUUUUGUGAUUUGGUGCAACAUGUCUGCACAGCAGGGGUUGAAACAACGAUGAAACUAAUCACUUCAUACUUAAACCAAUCAACACCUUUCUACUAGAUUUUUGUUAAAAAAUGAUUUAUUAAAAAAAUAUUUGAAAGUA
Oryzias latipes (Japanese medaka) is the source of this 3305-nucleotide messenger RNA. RefSeq names its product mannosidase, alpha, class 2C, member 1 (gene man2c1). Gene Ontology annotation, molecular function: carbohydrate binding; alpha-mannosidase activity. Gene Ontology annotation, biological process: oligosaccharide catabolic process; mannose metabolic process. Lineage: Eukaryota; Metazoa; Chordata; Actinopteri; Beloniformes; Adrianichthyidae. The record is from RefSeq and is a predicted model, not a curated record.